AUGCCAUCUUCUAAGUCCAUCGUUUCGGCGCAGGCCCGCAACAAGGAGCAGGAGACGGAGGUCCUGCAGUGGAUCGAGGACGUCCUGGGCGAGAAGCUGCCCAGCCAGCAGUACGACGACGUGCUCAAGGACGGCGUCGUCCUGUGCAACCUCAUCAACAAGAUCGCGCCGGGCUCCGUCAAGAAGAUCCAGACCAAGGGUACCAACUUCCAGCUCAUGGAGAACAUCCAGAGGUUCCAGCAGGCCAUCCGCAAGUACGGCGUCCCGGACGAGGAGAUCUUCCAGACGGCCGACCUCUUCGAGAAGCGCAACAUCCCGCAGGUGACGCUGUGCAUCUACGCCCUCGGCCGCAUCACGCAAAAGCACCCCGAGUACACCGGGCCGCGCCUGGGCCCCAAGAUGGCGGAAGAGAACAAGCGCGAGUUCACCGAGGCGCAGCUGCGCGCGCACGAGAGCGAGCUCAACCUGCAGAUGGGCUACAACAAGGGCGCCUCGCAGUCGGGCCACGGCGGCUUCGGCAACACGCGGCACAUGUAGAGCGCCACACGCCCUCCGCCCCGCCACGCCCCGCCUCUCCCCGCCACGCGUCAGUCGCGAAACCUGCUGGCCUCUGCGCUCCGACUACAACAGAUUCUUUCCUCACGGAAAGGCUACCUCACUGUUCGAAGUUUCGCCAACUGAUUGAUUGCAUGACGAAACAGCUGUUGAGUCGCCAAUGCAAGGCUGUUUUGGUCUGAACAAGCGAACUUGGGAUUCAUUGCAUUCUUUUUUAUUUAAAAAAAAGGAGUAUCAAUUUCACUACUUAAUGCAAGUUAUAUUUUAUGACAAACAACUUUUAUCCUCAUUAAUUAUAUACCUUCUGCUAUGACGAUACAAAAUCCCCCCAAUAAAAACUGAAUUUUGUUAUAAGCGUGUAAUGAAUUCCACUUCGUGACAUAAAUUGCCGGAUUACUACAUAUUUCUGGAUAUAGUGAGCCUAUUAAGGGGCGACAAUUUGCAACAAUAUGCGGGAAAUAAAUACAAUAAUUAAAUAUAUUAUUGUAUAAUACUUUCCCAUCAACAGUUGCGGGCUAUUUCGUUUCGCCACUUCAGAAUUUGCAUGUUGUAUCAUUUCCUCGCAAAUGUUCUCUACACCUAGCUUGGGAUCGUUGAAAAAUAUUUGAUCUUUCUUCGAUUGACGCUAGCCCAUCGGGUAGCAGUUUCCAAGCAUCCGCAACAAACGUACUGAGCUGUUUUCGCGGGUGCACCCAGCAAGGAGAGAGAGAACGCGGCGAUGGAAAGCAAGCGACUCUAGUCAAGCGCGCGGGUGGCAGCGGCGGGGCGGGUCGCGGGGCGUGGCGGGGCUGUCGUCUUGGCGAAAACCGCGACUGCUGUCUCCCGGUCCUCAACGCUGGCGUGCCCUGAGCCGCCGCCCAGCCGCUUGGAGCGCUGGCGGCGGCCCCUCCCAGCCACUGGCGUCAGCGCGUAAUUGCCAGCCGAAAAUAGGCGGCACCGCCCGUUCCCAAGUGCCACUUGAUCUAUUGCAGCGACAAUCGGAAAACACGAGAUUACUGACCGAAGAAACAAAGAAGAAUAAUUUAUUUCAGGGAGCUGUUUUUCCAUUUAUAUCUCACUUUAAUUAUGUAUUGUUAACGAAGUCGCAUACGUAUCAGAGAAGUCGCAUACUUUUGAGAUAAUAUCUAAAUGGUAUGUUCUAUAAUUAUUAAUGGAAUUGCUGUUUCAUUCGAAAUGGCAUUCAGUUUUCUCGAGGUCUAAUAUAAUCGUAUGGGGCAUGUCUCAUUUAUUUGUAAUUGAGCUCCUCACGCAUCAGGUACAACGGACCCGUGAUGCAAACCCCUGAGGAAUGAAAUAAAAAGUCAUGAUUUGUUCUGAUUUCUAGCUUAGUUUCAUAAGCAGAAUGUGUAGCCCUAUAAUAUCUAAGAGAACAUGCCAACUUUGUUUCUUCUAUUGCAAAUACCAAAGAAGCGCCUUUGUUGUUGACCGGGAAGCUAAUGAGAGCACGUUUAAUUUUAAUGAUGCUUGGUAAGAUAAAUAUUUAAUUGUAACGUUUGGAUCCACUGACGUUUUAAAACAUUUAGCAAGAAAAUUGGUGCUGUUGAUAUCACAGUCACCAUCUAAAUUUUUUUCAUAGUAUUAUGCUGACAGAGUAGUCGCGGUUUUAAAAAGUGUACAUGUGCUCUCUGCGAAUUGCAUUUUUUAUUAAUUUGUUUCCUUUGGGAUCAAGAUCCGCAAAUGAAGGUCCCAUUGACUUUACGUUCCUGAGAUAUGUACUUAACUGUAAUCACAUUCUCAUUUUUGUGAGAAAAACAUCGAGUGGUGAGAUAAUACCUUUGCCGUCCUCUGUUUCAUCAUUGUAUCGGCACAUUAUAUCUUUUUAUUUUACUCUAAUAAAUUAGCUAACAAUCUGAAGUGUAAAGUAUGUACAAUACACUGAAUUAACAUAUAUUAUUUUUCUUUCGCUUACUGUUUGAAUUUCUAAACUCUUAUAUAAAUAACAUUCAUUGUAAUGU
Messenger RNA from Gryllus bimaculatus (two-spotted cricket), 2510 nucleotides. NCBI's taxonomy places the organism in Eukaryota, Metazoa, Arthropoda, Insecta, Orthoptera, Gryllidae. The record is from the annotation of a GenBank genome assembly.